Pleurotus ostreatus (oyster mushroom) is the source of this 984-nucleotide messenger RNA. RefSeq lists its product as uncharacterized. Bases 1 to 984 code for a protein of 327 amino acids. The record is from RefSeq and is a predicted model, not a curated record. NCBI's taxonomy places the organism in Eukaryota, Fungi, Basidiomycota, Agaricomycetes, Agaricales, Pleurotaceae. The transcript has 4 exons.
AUGCAGAGCCUCAUCCACGGAGUAAUCGAACGGUGCUUUGAUCCCAGUUUCCCGCCAGGGAAGCAGGCACAAGAUUCCUGGAACUUGUUCUGGAGAGAUAUAAAUUUAGUCUUCCCUAUUCGAAAUGAUCCUGACCGAAAAAGGGCCAUGGGUGCGCAUGUCCUACGAUAUAUCGAGGAUAUACGCGGUCAUCGCAAGUCUCCGAAAACAGCAAAAUGGAGGCAUACUGUCAUGGAUCAUAUAAGAAGAGGCGAUACUGCGUCGUGUCAGCCGGCAAUCAUUCCGAUGACACUGCCAGGAAGCCCUCUCAUCUUAACGCCUCGAGCUCCAGACCCAAUGGCGCGGAGCUGCACGGCGUCAAAGGUCACUUUAGAAAGUAUAAGUAUUGUAUCAGAAGAGGAUCUAGUACCUGCGUAUCUACCCCCACGAAGAUGUCUGGUCCCACCUCAGCCCCGAGAACAUCGAACCUACGAAAUACGCAUUGUCGCAACUAGCUCCGUCCGACCACAGUGCAGAUCUCCCACUCCCGAGUCGCCUUCCCCGAGCAGGGCGAUCAAGCCCGAGUCGUCGAUGCCUAGUGCUCCCCUUGAACUUGAACAUGUGUCUAUCUCGCCGUCUCCUACAUAUAGAAUCGAAACCGUGCCAUGUUUGUCUACGGAAGGGCCCGCCACCACGGAUACAGGGCAAGUAUGGCACGAAACAGAGAUCCGGGGCCCAUUGGGCUACUCGCCUGAUGUCUACAAAUUUCUACGCUCCUGCGUUCCGGAGACGACCCACUUGAUGAAGCUUUUCGUCAAUGAACUUGGUAUUAAGGACUUAAAAUCCCUCUUCGCGAUCAUGCGGUGGCCACCGUCGUCCCGCGAUCGAUAUUUCUUCAACUUGACACGCAAUGGAAAGUUAAAUUACAUUGAUUCGGACGCCAUCAAGAGGCGGUUGUGUGACAUGCAAACUGAGUUGGAGACCGCAGCCCCCCAUACGUCGUAA